Molecule: messenger RNA, 2323 nt
Organism: Callorhinchus milii (elephant shark)
Lineage: Eukaryota; Metazoa; Chordata; Chondrichthyes; Chimaeriformes; Callorhinchidae
Product: tetraspanin-8
Exons: 10
Coding region: 459-1151 (230 amino acids)
Cellular component (GO): membrane
Source: RefSeq, a predicted model, not a curated record
AGGAGAGUUUGGGAGCCUGGUGAGAGAAUGUGGAACUACUUACUGGGAAAAGCCAUGCUUGAAGCAAAGGAUGAUGUUCCAGGAAACUACAUAGGAGAGGAGAGAAUAUAAUGCAGCACUUGGCCAAACAGACCAGGAGAGGCAGACAGACAGACAGACUCUGGGCGGUGGCUGAGUGGGUCCCAGUGCAACUCCUAACACUCGGUCUCUGACCACUCUCCCCUUUCACACCAGAGCAGGUGAACCCUUCAUUAACGCCCACAUUUUGCUUCCUGAAAAAAACACAUUCACAACCCGGAUCCGGUGAGAGGAAGAACAUCACAGAGUUUUAUUUGAGUUGUGUGUAUUUGAGCUUCUUGAGGGCGAUCAACAAAGACAGACCAGAACCCCCCACCAACAACACCAACAACAACACCACCACCCACACCACCAACAACACCACCACCCACACCAGGACGAUGGCUGGGGUCAACACAUGCAUCAAAUAUUCCAUGUUUCUCUUCAACUUGGUAUUUUGGUUGUGUGGUUCUGUGAUACUUGGAGUUUCAAUAUGGCUUCGUGUUAGUGAUACUAUGCCAGAGAACUCCAGCUUGGAUCUGCCAAGUCUUUAUCCUGCUGUUAAUCUUAUGAUUGGUAUUGGGGCCAUCAUUAUGGUGCUUGGGUUCUUAGGUUGUUGCGGAGCGAUUAAAGAAAGCAAAUGCAUGUUGCUCCUGUUUUUUAUUGGCCUGUUUCUUAUUCUGGCACUUCAAAUAACUGCUGGCGUUUUAGGUGCAGUUUAUAAAUCAGAGACUGAAUCAAAGUUAAAUGAUAGUCUUCAUGCUUUAGUGCCAUUAAAUACACAAUCAGAAGAGAUUAAAACUGAGAUAGAGUUGAUGCAGGAGAAGUUUAAAUGCUGUGGUCUGCUCAAUGGCUACAAAGACUGGGGAAGUAAACUUGUUCCAGAAUCCUGCAAAUGUGAUAUUCAAUCAUCGUCGGAAUGCAUAAAAACACCUGAUGGUUCAUACUGGAGCAAGACAUGUUCUGUCAAGAUAGCUGAGGUUUUAGAGGCAAACCAAAUGAUAAUUAUUGGUGUUGCCUUUGGCCUGUUAGCAGUUGAGCUUUUUGGACUGAUCUUUUCCAUGAUCCUCUACUGUCAAAUCAAGAACAAGUGAGCAGGAAGAUUCCCUUGACUCAGUGCCUUGGUUCUUCAGGAGUUCUUCAUUUUGUAUUUUUUUUAACAAAUAUUUCUAAUCCUUCGACUGCAGUCUGCUUGACUCAGUGCUUUGGUUUUCCAGGAGUUCUUAAUUUUGUAUUUUUGUUUGAAUAUUUUUAACCCUUCUGUUGCAGUCUUGACCUCCUGAGUUUUUAAGUAAGAUGGCUCAUGUUGAAUGUGGAGUUUCCAUUGUGUAACAAUACAUAGUUGUGAUUAUUUGUAGGUAAUUCAGGUUAUUUUGGAAUGCACUAUUAAAUCAAUAGCUGAAACUUGUGUUAUUCAGAUUUGCUCUACCCCCACGACCAUCACCCCCACGGCCCCCCAAUUAGACGCUCCGUUCAUUCAGUGAACACAGACCUGCUUGAUGUCCCCCACACUCCCCAUCGAUGGGCGAGAUAUCAGACAUUUUGCUCACUCCCCCACCCCGCGCUUUCUAGAAUUCCAUCCUGGAAUCCCUCCAACUCAUUCUCUUCCUCCCCAUUGUUGAAGACUGCUUCAAGACUUGCUUUGCCAGGCUUUCAGUCAUUUACUUCAUGGUUGUUUGUGCGAUAUUGCUCUAUCCAAAUGGGUUGCCUCAACCACCUACAAAUACGUAUUCACUACACAUCACAGAAACAAUUCUGUGGAGCGCUUUGAAAUGUUUUUGAUGUUGUAGGGCGCUCUAUCAAAUGGAAAGAAUAGUAUUAUCCUGUGCUAAUCUCUAAAAAUAGUAGUAUGUUUAAUAACGCAUAGGUGAGGCCUGCUUAACUUGUGCUAUCCCAUCUAGACUCCCAUUUGUUGACAAAAUCCCGAGCAUUGGCAAAUAAAUGUGAAGUAUGAAUUCACCAUUAUCGUUGGUAAUUAGCUAGUAACUGGGUUUAUGUGGGGAGGAGUGCAAGAAGAAGGAGGAGUGUGAUACAUGACCCAAAGUUUAAAUAAUGCUGUAAAAGUAUCCAACAAAUUGGAUAUUAUGGCCAUGAUUAGGGCCAAAUUGUAUUGGGAUUUUGAGCAAAUGAUCCAGAAUGAAGUUAUAAUGUUUAAUCAAAGUGGAUAUUGCAUGAUUUUAAUCUAGAAAUAUUCUUGGUGGCUUGAAGAUGUAAAUACUUGUAUAUGGGUUCGUAAUCACUAUGAUUAAAAAUGAAUACUUGUCAA